Penicillium alfredii is the source of this 1473-nucleotide messenger RNA. RefSeq lists its product as uncharacterized. Gene Ontology annotation, cellular component: membrane. Lineage: Eukaryota; Fungi; Ascomycota; Eurotiomycetes; Eurotiales; Aspergillaceae. Bases 1 to 1473 code for a protein of 490 amino acids. Gene Ontology annotation, biological process: transmembrane transport. The record is from RefSeq and is a predicted model, not a curated record. The transcript has 8 exons. Gene Ontology annotation, molecular function: transmembrane transporter activity.
AUGGCAACCAAGCAAGCAGAUCUCAAGUUCAAGGCCGAGGCCUUCUCGGAGCAAGACGUGCAGAUGGGUCAUCUCUUAAUAGAUCCUGCCAGAGAGACAAGACUGUUGCUAAAGCUUGACCUCUGCAUAUGUCCUUUGGUGAUGCUGAUCUUCUUGGUGGCUUACUUGGAUCGAAGUAAUGUUGGAAAUGCGGCUGUGGCAGGGAUGCCCGAGGAUAUCGGCUUGGUGGGAAACCAGCUUGGAAAUGCUGUAUCCUUGUUCUAUGCCACCUACGUGUUCUUCGAGAUUCCGUUCUCGAUGCUUCUCAAGAAGCUGCGCCCAAACAGAUUGAUCUCGGCGUUGAUCAUUGGAUUCAGUGCCUCGGUGCUGUCAGCUGGCUUCGUGAAAAAUGUUGCUGGCCUCUAUAUCACCAGACUGCUUUUGGGUGUCUUUGAAAGCGGACUGUUUCCGUGCUUAACGGUUCUCCUAACCACAUUCUACAAGCGAGAGGAACAGGCUCAGCGAAUCUCAUACCUCUUCGUGUCUGCCGCACUUAGUGGCGGAUUUGGUGGUCUAUUGGCAUUUGGACUCAUCCGACUAGACGGCGCCGGCGGCCUCGAAGGAUGGAGAUGGCUCUUCAUUGUCGAGGGGCUGAUGAGCGCUGUUGUCGGGAUUGCCACAUUCUUCCUCCUCCCAAAUGACUACGAGACCGCGUACUUCCUCAACGAGGAAGACAAGGAGCUAAUGCGGAUGCGCAUGCAGCUCUCUGCACGGUACGCCGAUGACGAAGCCUUUGACGUCCGCGAGGUCUGGAAGACGCUGCGAGACCCCAAAAGCUGGCUCACCUCCCUGAACCAAAUCGCCAUAAAUAUCUGCUCGUUUGGGUUCAGCACUUUCCUGCCCACAAUCAUCAAGGGCUUUGGCUAUGAUUCGGUGAGGACGCAACUGCUUACGGUGCCCGUUUAUAUCUGGGCUUCGCUCUUCUAUUUGGUCAUUGCCAAUCUGUCGGACAGAGUGCGUAUGCGAGCUGUCUUCAUGGUGCCGCUGUGUCUUGUUAGUACCAUCGGCUAUGCCAUGCUACUGGGUGUGGAUGUUCACGCUCGGGGGCCGCUGUAUUUUGCUACCUAUGUCUGUGUUACUGGUAUAUAUUGUGUGGUCGGUCUCGGUGUGUCGUGGAAUGCGAACAGCCAUGCCGGAUACUAUAAACGCACUAUGGCUGUCGGUCUCCAGCAAUCGAUUGGAAACUGCGCCGGUCUGAUCGCGGGCCAAAUCUAUAAAUCGACAACGAAUGGCCGGUAUGUUGUUGGUCAUUCUGUUUCGCUCGCUGCUAUGUGCGUUGCAUUCUUUGGCAAUAUCGCCAUGUGGACUCUGCUGCGAUACCACAACAAGAAGCGGGCGAGCAUGCCCGCUGAGGAACGGGAGGUCAUUAUCAAUUCGGCUUCGUAUGAGAAGAGGGGAGGAGACUUUCAUCCGGAUUUCCGGUACAUAUUGUAA